Messenger RNA from Bufo bufo (common toad), 3590 nucleotides. It is a transcript of the gene DAG1, whose product is annotated as dystroglycan 1. Gene Ontology annotation, molecular function: laminin binding; calcium ion binding. NCBI's taxonomy places the organism in Eukaryota, Metazoa, Chordata, Amphibia, Anura, Bufonidae. The record is from RefSeq and is a predicted model, not a curated record. Gene Ontology annotation, biological process: axon guidance; muscle attachment; morphogenesis of an epithelium. The transcript is spliced from 3 exons. Gene Ontology annotation, cellular component: sarcolemma; dystrophin-associated glycoprotein complex; dystroglycan complex. Bases 215 to 2881 code for a protein of 888 amino acids.
GAAAAUUGGGUGGAGAGAACCAAGGAGAGAGGGGAGAACUGGACGAGUGGAUUCAGAGCAGGGGGAGUGAGUGCUGAGUUCGGUGGCGGCGGAGGCCUGUGUGACAGCAGUUGCGGCCCGAGCGUCUUCUGCCGUGUUACUGAGCCCGGGGCCCGAUGUCGGUGAUGAGAGGACGUAGUGUCCAGUGAGACGCCACGGACUGUAGAGCGCCACCAUGAGGCAGACGGUGGAGAUGAAUGUGCGCGGUGCAUUGCUGGCGCUCCUCGUGGCCUCAGCUUGGGCGCUACUGCCGAGUGACCCUGCCGAGCCGAGCCGGGACUGGGGGCAGCAGCUGGAGGCCUCCAUGCAGUCCCUCUUCCCUGACAUCAAAGAGACGGCGGCGCCAGUGAGCGGCAUCCCCGACAGCUCCGCCAUGGUGGGCCGGGCCUUCAGCAUCGCCAUCCCGGGGCAUCUGCUGCCCUCCCAGGGGGAGUCCGUCAAGAUUGUCGAGGUGGGGAAGGAGACGCUACCCUCGUGGCUGCACUGGGAGGAGGGCGAUGUUCUGGAGGGGCUGCCGCUGGACACCGACAGAGGCGUGUGCGACGUGUCUCUCACCACCUUCCACCUGGCUCCUAACGGUUCCUCCAUCCCACAAGCCUCCGAUGUUUUCUCCAUUGAGGUUCAUCCUGAGGACCACAGUGAACCGCAGUCCCUCCGGCUGGCUGGGCCCGAAUCCAGCGACGUCUCGUCCUUUCUUUGUGGCACCGAUGAGCCCGUUACCAUCCUGACAGUCAUCUUAGAUGCUGAUCUGACAAAAAUGAGCCCAAAGCAGAGAGUGGACCUUCUGAGGAGCAUGAGGGACUUUUCAGAGGUGGAGCUCUAUCAGAUGAAGCUGGUUCCUGUGGUUAAUAACAGACUCUUCGACAUGUCUGCCUUCAUGGCUGGGCCUGGAAACGCCAAGAAAGUUGUAGAAAAUGGCGCACUACUGUCCUGGAAAGUCGGCUGCUCCAUGGAUCAAAAUAGUGUUCCAAACAUCAGAUCGGUGGAGGUUCCUGCAAAGGAAGGGACCAUGUCUGCCCGGCUUGGUUACCCAGUUGUCGGCUGGCACAUUGCCAACAAGAAGCCUCCCGUGCCUAAACGGAUCCGGAGGCAGAUUUAUACCACUCCAACCCCUGUGACUGCAGUUGGGCCUCCCACCACUGCCGCUCAUGAGCCACCAGUAAGAAUUGUCCCAACUCCAACUUCACCAGCUAUAGCAGGUCCAACUGAUACGACUGCCCCUCCCGUGCGUGAGCCUAUCCCUCUUCCUGGGAAACCAACCAUUACCAUUAGGACCAGAGGGCAGAUUAUGCACACACCAACUCUAAGCAUUGUCCAUCCUACAAAGGUGGAGCCCACCAGUGUCUUUCCUGGCCAUAUUGCUCCAACAACGACUAGGCUGUUAUAUAUAGAGCCAACAGUGACCGUGACGCCUCCUUCUGCCACUACAAAAAAGCCAAAGUCUACCCUGAAACCAGCUACCACUCCAAGUACUGACUCAUCCACAACCUCCACCAAAAAACCCACCAGAAGAACCAAACCUCCCAAAACGAGACCUCCAGAUACAAAGACGCCACCAACCAAGAUCGAGACAACUACCCCGAGCCGCCCACGUACCUCUACCAGCAGCAUACCACGUAUAUAUAACACAGAACCCGAGCUCAAGAACCACGUGGAUAAAGUUGUGGCUUGGGUGGGAACUUAUUUUGAAGUUAAAAUCCCGCCUGACACGUUCUACGACAAAGAAGAUGGUACCACAGAUAACCUUAGACUUACACUGGAGCCUAGAAAGAGUGCAAGUCCUCGAGAGAAGAUGUGGGUGAUCCUCAACAGCACAAGUCAAGUCAUGUACGGCAUGCCCGACCUUCGUCACGUUGGGGAUCACGAGUACUACUUGAAAGCCACAGAUAAGGGCGGCCUCACCGCUGUAGAUGCCCUUGAAAUCCAAGUCCGUAACUUGUUCCUCAAGGAGCCCUCUCCUGUUAAAUUUACUGGCAAGUUCCAUGGCGACCAUAACUCGGUCAUCGCUGACAUCAAUAAGAAGAUCCAACUGGUGAAGAAACUUGGCUUUGCCUUUGGUGACCGGAAUAGCAGCUCCAUCACGGUGCAGAACAUCACACGGGGCUCCAUCGUGGUGGAGUGGACCAAUAACUCCCUGCCUGUCGAUCGGUGCCCAAAAGAACAAAUUGAGGUGAUUGGCAGGAAAAUCUAUGAUGAGCAAGGCCAGACCAGACAACACUUCAUCACUGCCAUGGAGCCCGACUUCAGACUGGAGGACAUCUCCAUAUCCCUGGCCGGGAGCUGCCGACACAUGCACAGGAUUUUUGCGAUCCCGUUAACCCCAGAAGAACGGGUUGUCACUGCAGUUGCCCCGACCAUAGCUGCUGACAGAAAUCCUGAAAAGAGCAGUGAGGAUGAUGUCUACCUUCACACGGUGAUCCCUGCCGUAGUGGUGGCCGCCAUUUUGCUGAUUGCAGGUAUAAUAGCAAUGAUUUGUUAUCGGAAGAAGAGGAAAGGCAAGCUGACCAUCGAGGACCAGGCAACCUUCAUCAAGAAGGGCGUUCCCAUCAUAUUUGCCGAUGAACUGGAUGACUCCAAGCCGCCUCCUUCCUCUAGUAUGCCAUUGAUCCUCAAGGAGGAGAAGGCCCCCCUGCCCCCUCCCGAGUAUCCCAACCAGAAUGUGCCAGAGACCAUCCCCCUAAACCACGACACUCUGGGGGAAUACACACCGCUUAGGGAUGAGGACCCGAACGCUCCCCCUUACCAGCCUCCCCCACCUUUCACAGCACCCAUGGAGGGGAAAGGGUCUCGCCCUAAAAACAUGACCCCUUACCGAUCCCCACCCCCUUAUGUGCCACCUUAAUGAGCGCCGUCCUCGGUGAGGGGCGGAUCAGGGCGGUCUGUUCCAUACAGGGCUUGGUAGCCUGCAAUCGACUGUCGCCAUGACAGAAAGCCGUUUUCUAGAGACUUGAGGAGACCCCGCUCCCUCAGCCGCCAACCUAGGACAUCACCAUUCUCAUGUUUGUGUUGAUACACGUGCGCCCACGUCUAGAUUGCAGGCAGAGACGCUAACAAGCGCAGGAAUCGGUGGACGUCCCUGAGCCCGCCCCCGGCGUGGCCUCCAGUCCUCUGCUGUUUUUGCCUUUAACACUAACUGUAUUUUAUUUUUCUUCUAUCACGUGUGUCUAGCGCCAUAACAGAAGCGGACGAGACGCCGUCCGGAGAACUCGCUGACUUUUUUAUGUUUUUACAUUUUAAUCCACUGUAAUAGGGAUGAUUACUGUCAGAAUAACCCGCCCUCCGCUGUGCCACACCUGCUACCGCCGAUUGUUGCAGAGGGGCGCCUGUCAUUCGGGACGCCCCUUCUCCUGUUGUGCCCUGCGGGGGGUGGUUUUAUGUAAAGAUGCAAUAUUUUUCUGUAGUUGAUUUCCUCCUGACUGGUUCCAGCUUAAUCUCGGCUUCUCUGCCCAUCAGUAAAGUCUGCGAGCGCCCUGGCGCCGCUGAUCCGGUAUGGUGCUGUCCCGAGACUCCACUUAUUGCUCUUUUUUUUAACAAAAAGUUUUGAUACAACC